This is a messenger RNA of Hippopotamus amphibius kiboko, 11181 nucleotides long. RefSeq names its product paternally expressed 3 (gene PEG3). The record is from RefSeq and is a predicted model, not a curated record. The transcript has 10 exons. Lineage: Eukaryota; Metazoa; Chordata; Mammalia; Artiodactyla; Hippopotamidae. The coding region runs from base 2502 to 7625 and encodes 1707 amino acids. Gene Ontology annotation, molecular function: DNA-binding transcription repressor activity, RNA polymerase II-specific; RNA polymerase II cis-regulatory region sequence-specific DNA binding. Gene Ontology annotation, biological process: negative regulation of transcription by RNA polymerase II.
GGUUAGGGUCAUAGAAGGAGAAUAAGUGAAUUGGAUGGACUUGAGAGAGGUGCUGAAGAAAGGGACUCAGUGGGGUUUGCACUCUUUGUUCAUGGUUUGCUGACUGAUUCAGACCAGAUUCAGUGAAUCAUAUCAUGGGAGGAAGUGAGUAAAAUAGCCAAAUAUUGCUUAUUCUAUCAGCAAGCAUUGAUACUGUGCCUGAUCCGGGACACGAUUAUGCUAGACUUGGGGUCUCCGAAGUGAGUGAUGUAAUCCCUGGUCUCAGUGUCUGUGGAUGAGAACUCCAGUUAAGUGGAGAGUAAAAAAACAUGCUUAUUUACCAUGAUAGACGUCCAUGCUAAUGGUGUAUUACCACCCAGGGAAAGACUAACACGCUGUCCCAGUGGGCCCCUGAGGGUGGGUUGGUUUGUUCCUGGCAUUAUUAAUGUUCUGGGCAGCAGGCUAGUGUCUGGUGCUCAAGCCUUUGGAGGCUCAGAAGCCUUACUUCACCUGAGGACUCAUCUUACAUUGGUAGAUCCACAUGAACGAAGCUAAGCCAUAAUGAAUUAUUGGUUUAUGUUGAAAAUAGUGAGACUAAAUUUGAUGUUCCUGUUUUCUGAAUUUUGGUAAUGGAGUCACAGUGGGAGAGCACUGCCGGAGGGACCCGGGUACUCAGAAGUGUGCUUGAUCAGCACAUUCUCUCCCUGUAGGCAGACCUACAUGGGAGAAGGUUGCUGGGUGAGUAUGGAAUCGGAAUGGGAGGAUGUGGACAAGCUUUGAUAGCACUGGCCUGUAAGGUUGCCUGGGGAUACCAUUGGCUUGUAGUGAAGCUCUUGCUAGGACUUGUCUGUAGCCCCUGCCCUCCCCAGUCUCCAUUCACAUUAGGUCUGACCAGAGUAGUUGCGCUCUCCAGUAGAUGGUUAAAUGAACCAUGCUUUGUGGUCUGCUUUUUCAUGCCCUCACCCUUUAAAAAAAAAUCUGAUCAGCCAGUUACUGAUGUAAAAAUACAGUCAGAUACGUUCUAUUGGCACAGAAGAUGUUUUGUCUCUUUAACUCUAUUUUUCUUGAAUCAUGUGGGGGCUGACCAUAAAUUUAAACUCUUAGAUACUGUUUCCUCUAUUUUGAAAUUUUUGGGCAAACUCCUCAAGAAUGGACAACAAUAAGGAAAUUUUGCUACAGAGUGGUAAGUGCUAAGUUUAUAUGAUGGAGGUAAGCCCAGGGCGACAUGGUGGUUAUCUGACAGGAGCUACCUGAGAGACCAGAGGGUGGAAUCGUAGCUGGUAUCAUAGGGGUAGUGGUCAUUUACUUCAUGGUCACAUUGCCCUGUAAAAUUGUUACCCAAACAGCCUCUGUUGUCCACAUGUACCUGUUCUUGGUUGAGUGAACCAGGCUGGACACCUUGGCUUAGAGCAGUGGUUCUCAAAGUACAUCUCCCAGGGUGCUUCCUGGAAAGGCUGUUUCCCGGGGAGCCACAGACCUCAUAAAUAUUCACCCCUGGAAAGGCAGGUGCAUUUCUCUCCAGCACCCACAGGUUUGAGAACCACACCCUGAAGGCAUCGAGCCAGUGUGCACUCAUAGUCUUGGAGCUGGGGUGAACGGAGGCACAGGCUGGCCCAUCUGCCAGUAGUGGGUACCUAACCCAGGAGGUGAGGUAGGCCCGGGCUGGGCCAGCACUUUCCUCCGCGUGCAUGCUGAAGUAGAGAAUGUCGGUCUGCAGAAAGAGGCGGGAGAAUGGAGCAAACGAGAGGAGAGAAGAGACCACACACCCUGCUGUCCCUGAGAAGCAAAGAAAGUAACUUCCUCGAUUGCUGCCUUUAAAGUUCUCAAUUCCAGCCCCCUUUAAUGAGGUCCCUGGCAUUUUGACUCUGUUCCCGUGGAUAGCCGCUUGUUCUGAAGUUCCAGAAAGGAUCCUAUUCCCAAACAGACAUUUAAAAAAAUCUUUUUUUAACUUACUGGUUUUCCUUUUAAAACAAAAAAGAAUUUUUGCUGCAUGUGGUUUUGUUGUUCUCUGGAAGUAAAGCCAGAAGUGCAAAACUGUCAGGUAAGUUAAUUCACCCAAACCUAGAUUUCUUUCCUAUAUUGCCUACUUUCUUGCUCCAGUUGUGGCUGACCACUCAUCACGGCUGCAUAACAGAACUCACAUGCAAUUAAGAUGGUUUAGGUGAGGGGAACUUUACAGCCUUAGUUGGUUACGUGAGAAUAAAAGGAAGAUGGAAAAUUGGCUUUUAUACUCCGUCUAAAAAGGUUUCUUAAAAAGGAAGGGGACAGAUACCAAAAUAAAGACAACUAAGGAAAUAAAUGAUACAGAGGAGUAUCGGAGUGGAAAGCUGGUUCUUUGGAGACAACCUAGAUCUUUGACAAGGUUGAUCAAAGCAAGAGGAUGUGCAGUAGCUCGAGGAAGCCUGAUGGUCGCUUGAUCGCUUUCUCACCCUUGAGGUCCCCGAGUACUGACUGUCCCAGGCUGCCGCGUCUUUCCUGUUGACUCAUGUUGGGUUCCUCCAGUGAAAAUUUUCCUUAGAGAAAUGCUGCCUCCAAAGUACUUGUCCGUCACCAAACCCAAGAAGUCCUGGGCCCCAAAUCUGUGUGAGCUAGACAGUGACUUGUCUCAGGAGCCGGAUGCCGUCGUAGGGGAAGGCGCCACUGACUCUGAGUUCUUCCAUCAGAGGUUUCGGAACUUCCUCUACGUGGAAUUUGUUGGGCCUCGGAAGACCCUGCUCAAACUCCGAAACCUCUGCCUCGAUUGGUUGCAGCCGGAGACUCGCACCAAGGAGGAGAUUAUCGAGCUCUUGGUCCUCGAGCAGUACCUGACCAUCCUUCCAGAAAAGAUCAAGCCUUGGGUGCGCGCAAAAAAGCCGGAGAACUGCGAGAAGCUCGUUACUCUGCUGGAGACUUACAAGGAGAUGUACGAACCGGAAGACGACAGCAGCAGGGACGCCCGUGGCGAAGGCAGCAUGAGCCGGAAGGCAGCAGAGUCCCCGCCGCCGCCGCGCUCCGCCUACCCCUGCUGCAGUGACCGGGACUGGGACCAGGACUGGGAGCGAGACCGGGAGCGGGAGCACCGGAGGGGCAGAAGCAGGGAUCUGGAGUCGCGGGCCCGCUGGCCACACGCCAGGAACCCCAGGAGCAGGUUUCAUGCGCGGGAUCUCUCCCUUCCUCUCAUGGAGAAGGCGACCUUUGCAAAGGAAAGAGAGCACAAAUGUAGGGACUCCAUGAUGGAUUACGAGGCGAGGCCCCAGGAGGCCGUGUCCUACCAGGAUAUGGUGGACCUCACCGAGGACCGGAAGCCCCAGAACCCGAUUCAGGACAACAUGGAGAACUACCGGAAGCUGCUCUCACUGGGGGUUCAGCUUGCCGAGGACGACGGCCACUCGCACAUGACCCAGGGCCACUCGUCGAGGUCAAAGAGAAGUGCCUACCCGAGCACCAGCCGAGGUCUGAAAACUAUGCCUGAAACCAAAAAGUCAGCCCAUCGGCGGGGGAUCUGUGAAGAUGAAUCUUCCCACGGGGUGAUAAUGGAAAAGUUCAUCAAGGACGUUUCGCGCAGCUCCAGAUCGGGGAGAGCAAGGGAAGCUGGCGAUCGGCUGCAGAGGCUCCCCAGGAGGCCAGACAGCGAUUGGAAGGAGGUUUCAUUCAACAAGAGGGAGUCGGUGAUUCAGGAGAGGGGCCAUGAAGGGAAUGCCUUUGGGGGAGGAGGCUUCAAUUUUAACUCACACCUGGUUUCCAGAAAGAGAGUUCUUGAGAGAAAGAGGCGCUAUCAUUUCGACGCAGACGGGAAGGGCUCCGUGCGUGAUCAGAGAGGCGGGGCGCGGAAGCGGCCCUUCGAGUGUCACGAGGUGAGAAAGGCCGCCAGCGUGAGCAGCCUCAGUGCACCGCCGGUGCCAGAGUCGCAGCCGUUCGACUUCGGGGCGCUGCCCUACGUGUGUGACGAGUGCGGGGGGUCCUUCAGUGUGAUCUCGGAGUUUGUGGAGCAUCAGAUCAUGCACACCAGGGAGAAUCUGUACGAGUAUGGCGAGUCCUUUAUCCAUAGCGUGGCCGUCAGUGAGGUUCAGAAAAGGCAGGCCGGAGGGAAACGCUUUGAGUGUAAGGAGUGUGGGGAAACCUUCAACAAGAGCGCCGUCCUGGCCGAGCACCGGAAAAUUCACGCCAGAGAUUAUCUUGCGGAGUGCAAGGACGAGGAGGACGAGGAGCCCUUCAUGCCCAGCCCAACCUUCAGUGAGCUCCAGAAGAUAUAUGGGAAAGACAAAUUCUAUGAGUGCAAGGUGUGCAAGGAAACCUUCCUUCAUAGUUCUGCCCUGAUAGAGCACCAGAAAAUCCAUGGCCGAGAUGACAAGGAUAGUAGUGAGCGUGGGGAAGCCUUUAAACCCAGUCCAGCGCUUAACGAGCUUCAGAGGGUGUGUGGGAAAGAGAAAAUGUACGAGUGCAAGGUGUGUGGGGAGACCUUCCAUCACAGCGCGUCCCUGAGAGAGCACCAGAAGAUCCACAUCCGAGGAAACCCAUUUGAAAACAAGGGCAGAGUGUGUGAGGAAACCUUCAUUCCUGGUCAGUCCCUUAAGAGACGCCAGAAAACCUCAAAAGAGAAGCUCUACGACUUUAAAGAUGGUGGGGAUGUCUUUAGGCAAAGCUCAGACCUCAUCGAGCGCCAGAAAACUCAUUCUCGGAAGAACCUCUUCGAAGGCCAGGGGUGUGAGAAGUCUGUCAUUCACAGUAUGUCUUUCCCCGAAUCUCAGAAGAGUCACACUAUAACCAGGCCACCCGAGGAUGAGGAGGACAAGAAGGCGCUCACCAUCAGCUCCAGCCCCGAUGACAGCCGGGAAGCCCUGUCCUACGGAAGGAGCCCAUACGAGAGAUCUGUCAUUCACAGCUCAGCCUUCGCCAGGGCUCAGAAAAGUCACAGCAAACUGAGAGUGAUUGCAGCGGCGACGGUUCAGAGCUCGGGUACCACCGAACAUCGGAAAGUCCACGCUGGGGAGGGUACCUCUGAAAGAAAGAGGUACGAGAGGUCCGUCAUCCACAGCCUAGCCACUUUCAAGCCUCCCCGUGGCCUUGGUGGAAACGAGCUCCUCGGCUGUGACGAGGUGGGGGAGUCCUCCGCUUACCUCUUAGACCCUCGUGACCAGCUGCGGAAGACUCUUGCCCGAGAGAACCCCUACGUAGGGGGUAAGAACAACAUCUUCAAGGGCUCCGUUAUACACACCGCAGCUCAGGACAGUCUUGCUGGGGAGGGCCCCAGUGGAUGGAAGAAGGACGGCGAAGCGUCUGCUCCCAACCCAGACGUCCGCGAGCAUCAGAAGGCUCGUGCCAAGAAGAAGAACAUCGAGCGUAGGAAUUACGAGGCCUCUGUAAUACACUCACUGCGAUUUGGUGAACCUCAAACGUUUCGCCCUAAAGAGAAAUUUUAUGAAUGUCCAGAGUGUGGAGAAUCCUUUGUUUGUAGCUCCGACCUCACUGAGCAUCAGAAGAUUCAUGAUAGAAAGAAGCCCUCCGGAAGUAAAGACUACUUACGAUCUGUCAUUCGCAGCUUAGCCUCCGCUGACCCUCAGACCAGUUACGCAGACCAGUCAGUGCAGACAGCUUCUGCAGGAUCAUCAGCUCAGACCGGUUACGCUGAAGCACCGGCUCAGACCGGUUACGCUGAACCUCCGGCUCAGACCGGUUACGCUGAACCACCGGCUCAGACCGGUUACGCUGAAGCACCGGCUCAGACCGGUUACGCUGAACCUCCGGCUCAGACCGGUUACGCUGAAGCACCGGCUCAGACCGGUUACGCUGAACCUCCGGCUCAGACCGGUUACGCUGAACCUCCGGCUCAGACCGGUUACGCUGAACCUCCGGCUCAGACCGGUUACGCUGAACCACCGGCUCAGACCGGUUACGCUGAACCUCCGGCUCAGACCGGUUACGCUGAACCUCCGGCUCAGACCGGUUACGCUGAACCUCCGGCUCAGACCGGUUACGCUGAACCUCCGGCUCAGACCGGUUACGCUGAACCUCCGGCUCAGAGCGGUUAUGCUGAACCACCCAUUCGCAAUGAAUGUAAGGAGUGUGGGGAGUGCUUUGCCACCAUUGAAGACCUUGGCACACAUCAGAAAAUCUAUGCCCAAGAGAAAUUCCAUGGUGAGAAGCUGUUUGGAGACUCUGUGGUUCAGGGUGUGGGCCUCAAAGGACCGCAGCAGGAAGAGCCUCGGCAGGGAGAGCCGGAUGAGCUGGACGAGCAGGACGAGCCUGAAGACGCCAUCUAUGGGUGUAAGGACUGUGGGCUGGGCUUCGCAGAUCGCGCAGACCUCAAGGACCAUCAGAAGGUUCACGGCAGAGAGUACCUCAUCGACAGCCGCGAGUACACGCAUUCCGUGGUCCACACCCGUUCUGUCAGUGAGUAUCAGAAAGAUCACAUUGGAGAGCAGCUCUACGAGUGCCCGGCCUGUGGAGAGUCUUUCGUUCAUAGCUCAUUCCUUUUUGAGCAUCAGAAAAUCCACGAGCAAGACCAGUUUUACGGCCACAGGAGGUACGAUGAGCCUUUCGUGCAGCCCUUGGUCAUCAGCCCACGGCGGCCUCGGGCCCCACAGAAGAGUCCCCCCGCCGGCACAUCCCUGCAGUGCCAAGUGUGUGGCCAGGACUUCAUCCACGGCUCUGUGCUUAGCGAACACGUGAGAGUCCAUACUGGAGACGACCUGCCGGAGCAGGGUCAGGGCAGCGCGGACGCAGUCUGUCCAGGCUCCGCCCCCACAGAGCUUCAGAGAGACCAGGCUGAGGACAAGCACCACGAGUGCAAGACCUGUGGAGAGUCCUUCCGCAGCCAGGCAGACCUGCGGGAGCACAUGAGAAUCCAUGAGAGGGACGAGCCCUAUGACUACGGGGCCGCCUUUAUCCACACCUCCUUCCUCACCGAGCCCCCCAAGAGGGACUCGCCCUUCUACGAGUGCAAGGACUGCGGGAAGUCCUUCAUCCACAACACAGUCCUCACGAAGCAUCAGAAGCUGCACCUCGAGGAAGAGGAAGCAGCCGCAGCCGCCCAGGAAGUCGAAGCCAACGUUCUGGUUCCACGGGAAGUUCUGCGGAUCCAGGGAUCAAAUGUGGAGGCCGCAGAGCCGGAGGUGGAGGCCGCGGAGCCAGAGGUAGAGGCUGCAGAGCCCAACGUGGAGGCUGCCGAGCCCAAUGGGGAGGCUGAGGGGCCAGAGGGGGAGGCCGCCGAGCCCAAUGGGGAGGCUGAGCAGCCCAACGGGGAGGCCGAGCAGCCCAACGGAGAUGCGGAUGAGCCGGACGGGGCAGGGAUUGAGGACCCGGAGGAGAGAGCAGAGGAGCCAGAGGGAGACGCAGAUGAGCCAGACGGCGCAGGGAUCGAGGACCCGGAAGAGGAGGGGGACGACCAGGAGAUCCAGGUGGAGGAGCCCUUCUAUGACUGUAGGGAGUGUGGAGAGACCUUCGCCUCCAGUUCGGCCUCCGGCGAGCACCUGAAAACCCAUGCCAGGGUGGUAAUAUCCGAGCCCGGAAGCGUCUGUGGGGAGAGCCCCCACUACACCGAGCACGCCAGCACCAGCAGCAGUGACAGCGGCAGGGCCGACGACAAGUACUUCAAGUGUGACGUCUGCGGGCAGGUCUUCAGCGACCGCCUGUCCCUGGCCAGGCACCAGAACACCCACACCGGCUGAGGACUUGGCUGUUGGGGCUGGAAAAGCUUCACUAGGACUGGACGCUUACUAAACCACAGAGAAUUGGAACCAACCCAUGAUGAUGUCGAAAGGAAACUUCCCUUGGCGUGUACACCCCUGACUUUGAACAUCAGACAACACAGCCUGGAAGGAAACUGAAGGUGGAGACUCCUUCAGACUUAGCUCUUCCCCAUCAAACAUCGGUGUAUGCAUGCGGGAAGCCAUAGCACAGAUCUGACCUUCCCCCCGAGGGGUCACUUGGACAGAAAACCCGAGGGGUUUUUGAUGCUGCGGAAAUUGCCCCAUCUGUAAAUGACACUCCUGCAGUGUUUCCUGACAUGUGUAAAAUAGCAGAUCAUAGCAAACAGUACUCACGUGUAUUUGGACUUGAUAUGAUAUCCAGUUACAGUUUACUUGCAGAGGUACCUUACCUGGUACUCUUUGAUUUUUCUUUUUCUUUUCUUUUUUUUUUUUUCUUUUUUUUUGGAGGAGGAAGAGAGCAACAAAUUAGAAUAUGUUUGUAAGCAUCUUAGAUCCUUAGACUUAUUGUGCGUUGCUUGAGCCCCAUCCAUAUCUUCUUGAGUAAUUGACCGUGUCGUUCCUUACGCUCAUGUUCCUGUAAAGGUGCAGGCGUGAAAGAUAAAAUGUCUUUUCUGCUUUGCUGAUUGAAAGGGGAAGCGCUUGGAGCUUCCUUUUCAGCCGUUUCGUCUACACCAACACUUUGGAACCUAGUGCUGUGGAAGCCUUUACGGUAUGUGGAUUGGCCUUUUGUAAUCCCAAGUUGAUUGGUUGCCACCUUGUACUUCACAGUGGUUCUCAUGCAAAAAAUAUUUACAAGUUUCUUUUUUUUUUUUUUAAACCAACUUGAUGUCUGUUCGAUGGUGAAUUCACAAAAGCUGAAGCUUUUCCCUGUAAAUCUUACGUCUUUGCCUUUAAAGAGUGGGUUGCAACCAUCACUAGAUCACACGCGUGCCUAAUGAAGGUUGAGACCGCAGGGAGGGGCUCUCAUGCUGUAAAUAAGGGUGCGGGCUGCCGACUUCACCACUUCCUUUGCGUGCUUCCUGCCUUAAGUGACAAGUAGCAACGUGGCUUCGUCCGUAUGUGCCGCCACAAGUCAAUUUGCACCCUGGGCGCCCAGGAGCUAGUAUCCUUGGAGCUUUCUAGCGUGAAACUUAAUCCUUGUCUUCACCUGUCUGACCCUCAACCCCAUGUCUAACUUGCAUUUUUUUAAGAAAAAAGAAAAGCUUUCUUUACAGUCAACUCAAGCUUAACAUGGACUCAGGUUCCCCAGCAGCCUUAAUUUGUUUCGUUGCCAUCUGUCCCUUCCUCUUAAAUAUUCCCCCCGAGUAAGCACUUCUCAGCUGUCCUUCCAAGCGUUGUGUCUGUCUGGUCGUCUCGGUUUCCCCUGUGAUCACAAGUUGACCUCACGCUCGCGGUUUCCUGUGUCCUGUUCUGUGGACCAUCUGUGCUCCUUUUGCUCCCCACCCCUUGCAUUAAUGAUUAUUAAGAAAUUUUUUGGCUUUGAGUUGGCUGGAAAAAAAUUUAAAAAUUUUAAAAAAAUUUUAAAAAGAGGAUCUUGUAGAUUAAGUGAGCAGAAGAUAAGAGCAGAUCAUUUGGGUGAGCAAAGUUAAAAUACCUGCUGGGGAAACAUGUCUAAAUCUCACUCUCCUAGGUCUGCACGCUUAGGGUUUGGGGAGAGCAUGUCGGAGUUGGAGGGAAUGCCAAAGUCGAAGGAGCUUGGUGGGGUGAGAGCAGGAAGCAGAAGGGAGUAAGCCAAAGACAGGAGUCCUGAUACGUCAGCAGACCUAGGAGGGUGAGGAAGUGGAUGGAAGCAACAUCAGAAGCAGGGAUUGGAAGGCCAGGUUGGGGAGGAUGAAUGAGCAGGAUAUCCUGGGCCAUUGAGAAGAAGGGGCCAAUUUGGUGGCCUGGUGUAGGUGAGGGCCAGCUGCGUGAGAAGACCCGAGGUUGGAACGGAUGCCCGGGAGAACUGAGGGGCCGUGAGGCAUGGCAUCGGGGAGGACCCCUGAGUGGGAGCCAGUGUCGGUGUGGUCAGGGCGAACUCACGCUCAUCAGUGUUGGCAGUAUUAACUGGUAGAACCUUUCAGAAAGCAACUUGCCAAAGGUCAGGGUGUCUGUUCCAACCUCUGGUUAGUGAAACAUUAGGAACAACUUAUAAAUGCCAAAAAUAGGAGAACAAUUAAGGGAUGUCUGUGGACUCUUAAUGCAGCUGUUUAAGAAUGAUAAUCAUGGAGAGUUAUGUAGCAACAUGGAAAUAUAUUUACGGAAUACUAAGUGGAAAAAACAGGACACAGAAUUAUAUUUAUACUACAGUUAUAAUUGUUUAAAAGUGUAUGCUUAUAGUCAAACGCUGUUGUGUUGUUCUUGUAGGCUUAUAGUUGAGCAUUAUUUUCUUAAAUUCCUUGAAUGUUCUUUAUGGUAGUGUUACUAAAAAGUUUAUAAUCACCUUUCCAUUGUGAACAUAAUUUGAACUCAUUAUCAGGCACUUGGAAAAUACAGAAAAGUGGAGGAAAAAAAAAUCCAUCUGCCCACCAUCCAAAGACAGAUACACUCCUCACUAUGUUGUUUAUUCUUGUUUCUGUGCACAGGUGUAUAACUGUGUCAACACGUGUACUCACAGUAGCCGUUACCUUUGUGGAAUUAUGGUUAAAAACUUUCAUCUUAAUGUUUUCAAAUGUUCCUUAUAAUAGUGUCCUGAUAACAAAGUUUAUUAUGUUUGUUUCUAUUACAAGCAUAAUACGUACCCAGAGGAAUAUUGGAAAACACAAAAUAAAUUAGAAAAGAAAAAAAAGUCACCCAUAUUCCCAGCACCCAGCAACUGCUGUCAUCUUGAUAUAUUUCCUCCAUCUCGUGUCAGUACACAAGCUUGUGAUUACAAGUGUUGAAUAUAUGUGCAUAAAGUCUAAAAUGAAAAAAAAUAUGGAAAAUAAAAUAGUGUUGUCGUUGUGGGAUUAUGGUUAAAUAUUUUGUCUCAAAUUCCUUGAAUGAUCUUUGGUGUUUUGGUAUUAAAUCUUACACAUGUAUUUUUCCAUUACAAACGUAAUGCAUACUCAUGGCAGACUUUGGGGAGAUUCACUAAAGUAAAAGAAGAGAAAUUCACCUGUAUUCCCGACACCCAACAAUCAUUGCUGUUAGCACCCUGCUCUGUGCGCAGUCUGAUUAUUGGGGUGUUCAUGAUGUGUGUGCAGAGGGUCAAAGAUGGGAAGAAACAUGGGACACACUUAAGAAAUGGUUGUAUGGUCAUUGUGGGAUUACGGUGAAGUAUUUUGUCUCGGUUUCCCAGAACAGUCUUUUUUAUCGUGUUUUGGUAACCUACCUUUAUUCCAUAUAUUUCCAUUAUAAACACAGUAUGUGUUCAUUAUAGAAACUUGCAAGUUACAGAAACGUAGAAGAGAAACUCACCCAUAUUAUCAUCCAAAGACUGUGGGUAACAUCUUGAUGUAUUUUCUUCAUCUUAUUUCUGUGCACAGGGUUUUGGUUUGUUAAUAUGGUUGUGGUCGUUCUAUCUAUCUGUAAUAGUGUCAACAAUAAAAAUAAA